AUGGGUAAACGAAUCGGAAUUGUUUACAUGAAGGAUUUCAUCGGCAAAGCGGCACUUGAGGAGCAACGCGAACGAGGUGUGAACAAAAGAUUCGUUCAACUACUCGUCGACAGGCACGAUUUGGAUACCGAUCCGUGGCCACAAGGAGGAGAGACAUUGUUUAGAGAUGGGAAGCCGGUCGGUUACACGACGAGCGCCGCCUACGGAUUCACACUUGGAUGCCAGAUUUGCAUUGCCGUCAUCGAGAACAAGAAUUUCGGAGUCACCACCGACUAUGUACAAAAGGGAACCUACGAGGUGGACAUUGCGGGGAAACGAUUUCCGGUUCGCGUCAAUCUACACUCGCCGAAUUUGCCGAUGAUCAGCAGUGAUCAUCCGACGCAUUAUCGACCAACACAACAAGAU
Molecule: messenger RNA, 405 nt
Organism: Mesorhabditis belari
Lineage: Eukaryota; Metazoa; Nematoda; Chromadorea; Rhabditida; Rhabditidae
Source: the annotation of a GenBank genome assembly